Messenger RNA from Lodderomyces theae, 576 nucleotides. RefSeq lists its product as uncharacterized. NCBI's taxonomy places the organism in Eukaryota, Fungi, Ascomycota, Pichiomycetes, Serinales, Debaryomycetaceae. The transcript has a single exon. Bases 1 to 576 code for a protein of 191 amino acids. The record is from RefSeq and is a predicted model, not a curated record.
AUGACGAGUAUACCGAAAAGUCCAACUUCGAGCAAAAUAGACACUGUUUCGCCACUACAGCUGCCCUCACUGCAUCCUCCCCAUCAAUCCCCUCCUCUUUCUCCAAUACAACAGGUCCAACAUGAAGACAGCGAACAAAAGUUGGAUACCGAUCAACAGCAACCGUCACAACAGACUCCACUGCAAACUAAAAAAAGAAAACCACAAACUGCUGAAGAGUAUGCACAUCAACUAGAUCUUUGGAGGUCCUCGGGACCCCAAAUCAAUACAGAGUCGUGGCUCUACGAAGAUGUGGAAAAGCUCAACCCAAUUGAGAGUAAAGUCGAUAGUGCAAAAUUGCUUCACGCUUGCGAAAAAGCCUAUUACUUACGAGAUUGGGAAAAAUGUUUACUGUUGUGCAACUUGGGAGCUCGUUUAUUCGACGUUGAUUUGGAUGAAGUGGGAGAUGCAAUGAAACAGGAUUUACAACUGACUAGUAGGCGGAAACGUUUGGGCAAGAAACAUGAGAGAAGUGUUGUUGAUUUGUAUGAUAUUAAGCAGAGGUGUUUGAGUCGAAUGAAGGUGGAGCAGCAAUGA